AUGGGUACUUGUGUUUCAAAUUAGGAUGAUGUUAGAAAUGCUAAUCAAAUAGCUUUAUAAUUGUAAAUAAUAACAAAGGAAUAUUUAGAGAAAUAAAACAUUUCACAUGGAGUCGAGAUUCUCAUGGUUUAUUCGAUUAUGAAAAUAAAAAUGUGAUAAAAGGGUAAUUAAAAACUAAUUCCUCUAAAAGUAUUAAUUGUUAUUAAAACUAGUGAUUUUUAUAAGAUAAAAAGAAGCAAUAAGAAUUAUUUAAACAAAAGAUGAGCUGUUAGUAAUAAAUAAAUUUUAAUGAAUACUUUUAGUAGUAUUAAAAUUAAUCAGAUGUACAAGAACUCCUAAGAAUAAAUCGUUAGAUAACUAAAUAUUUUAUUGAAUCUAUAUAUCAACAACAACUAUCAGAAGAAACUGAAGGCUUAUCAGAUUUUAGUCCUUGGGUUGUUGUAAAAUCAUUGAAGCAAAAAAAUGAUUAAUCAGUUAAUUUAUUCAAAUAAAUUUGAUAGGGCUAUUAAUUGAAAUAAAAUGAUUACAUAAAGUUAGGCAGAGUUAGGUUUCGAAUUAGAGAGAUUAAUUGUUCUAAUGCCAACUCUUAUAUUUAGGAAACACCAAUAGAACCUCAAUUAUAAAAGUUCGUAUCUGAUAAAAGUCUAAACAUUUUAAACAUUCAUACAUAAGAAGAUGAAUAGAUUUAGUCAGAAGAACCUUAAUGUAGAAUUUGUUAUAAUGAUGCUUAAACUGAUUUAAAUAAUCCUUUGAUAGAUUGUUGUAAAUGCCAAGGAUCUGUUAAAUAUAUACAUUUGAAUUGUUUGUAAAUUUGGCUUUAAAAUAAAUUAUAAGCUAAAACAACUAAAUUCUCUGUAUCUUUUUAAUGGAAACAAUUUGAAUGUGAAGUCUGCAAAGCACCUAUUCCAAGUACAAAUCAUUUUAAAUGAAUAGAUAGAAUUAAAUAUUAAAAUAGAGUUUAUGAGACAAUAGUUAUUCCAAAACCAGAACCUCCUUAUUUAACUUUAGAGAUUUUAAGUAGAGACAGAAAUUAAAGUAAAGGAACACACAUCAUAAGCUUCUCAUAAAAAUAGUUUAUUAAAUUAGGGAGGGGUCAUGAUUCUGAUGUUCGUAUUACUGAUAUAUCGGUUUCAAGAUUACAUGCUAUAAUAAAAUAUUCUAAUUGUAUAUAUUGAUUAUAAAUUAACAUAGCAUAAUUUAUUAUUGAAGAUCAAUAAUCCAAGUUUGGAACCUUAGUAUUAAUGAAAAAUCCAACCUAAGUUUCUGUUGAUCUAAAUAAAACUCUUGCUAUAUAAAUAGGUAGAAGCGUUCUCAAUUUUUCAGUGUCAAAAGAUUGGAAUGUUUAGACCUGUUGUAUGUAUGAAUUAUCUUAUGAAUAUUUUAGGGGUUCUGUAUCAGAUGAAUAGAUACAACAAUAAGAUGAUAAUAAUAAUUUAAUAGGGAGUGCCAUUGGCGAUGAUGAUUAGAUUUAAAUUGAACAAGCAUUUAUUAAUAAUGGAGAAUUAGAUUGA
Paramecium sonneborni is the source of this 1511-nucleotide messenger RNA. Lineage: Eukaryota; Ciliophora; Oligohymenophorea; Peniculida; Parameciidae. The record is from the annotation of a GenBank genome assembly.